This is a messenger RNA of Sycon ciliatum, 2269 nucleotides long. RefSeq lists its product as uncharacterized. Gene Ontology annotation, cellular component: extracellular region. The record is from RefSeq and is a predicted model, not a curated record. Gene Ontology annotation, molecular function: growth factor activity; cytokine activity. The transcript has 2 exons. NCBI's taxonomy places the organism in Eukaryota, Metazoa, Porifera, Calcarea, Leucosolenida, Sycettidae. Bases 38 to 1384 code for a protein of 448 amino acids.
GGUGACGUGAGAAAAGUGUAUUGCAGUGCAGACUCAUAUGAUCAUGGCACCCUUUGGUCGACUAGCCCUGCAAUAUCUUGCAAUGCUAGUCUUGGUGUACAGCCUGCAAGCAGUUUGUAAUGCUCAGGCGACUAGAACCAUGGUAGAAGACCAGCAAGGUCAACUGAAUGCUGCCCUAGAGGGGCAGAUGGUGGAUGGCAGAACUGACCAGCUCCAGUCACUAUCAGGUUCUGAGAGAUAUAGUGACAGCGCCAUGUCAUAUUUGAACCGCACUAAUUCGUCCGGCCCCAGAGACGGUAGCCAGGAGUCGCGGUGGAAAGCUGUGCCCGAUUAUGUGCGGCAUCUGUACGAUUCCAUUGCGGACGAUCGCGGUUUUGUUAUCAACGCAAAUAGUCGUCUGGUGCAGAACUCUACGGCCAUCUGGACAUUUCCUAACAAGCUGAAAGGUCGUGACCAGGAGUUCACUCAUCGCCUCUCAUUCACCAUGCACGCCCUCUUUCAGCCCAAGAAGCCGGCCGAAGCGCAGCCCGAAGUAGAGAGCGCCUUCCUGCGGCUCUACCGCAAGCCGCUCACCGCAUCAGGCACAGGGGGCCAGCGCGGGGCCAGGCGGCGACGUGGCGCGGGCACGCCCGCCGGUGGUGGGGAUCGUGUACGCGUCACAGUCAGUUAUCAUGCUACGCGACGUUCGCCGGCCUCACCGGUGAAGCGCGUCACAAUGCUGCAGGACAAGCACGGCUGGGAGACGGUCGACCUGACCGAGUUUCUCCGAUCGCUGCAGAACAGGACACGACGACGCCGCCGCCUCAGCUUGAGUGUAGAGAUUGAGAGCAUUGGAAUGAGGCGAAGUAACGUAAAUUCACCCAGUGCAUCUGGUGAAUCAUCCUACCAUGCCAGAGACAUGUUUGAUCUGAGCAGCAAGGACCCCAGCACCAUGCCUCUCCUCACUGUAUUCCUGAAGAACAAAACUGGUCAGAUAGAAGAGCUCAUGCCCUUCUUCAGUGCCAUGACUCAGCGGAGACUCAAGCGCAGCUCGCUGGACAGAAGACAGUCGCGACGUCCAACUCGGCGUCGCUACCGCGGUUACUGCCAGAUGCAGGAGAUGGAGAUCGACUUCGCCGACGACCUUAAGUGGAAGGAGAUCCUGACGCCGCGCCUCAUCCGGCCCAACGACUGCGUGGGCAGUUGCGCAAUACCGGUUGGCGAGGUGAAGAACAACGGCGUGCUGCGUCACUGGUACUGGGAGACGUCCACUAAGGAAGAGGUGUCGCCGCUCAGCUGCAUCCCGACACGGUUUGCAUCGGUGACCAUGCUGUCAUACGUGGAUGGCGUGUAUGAGGUGCUGCCUUUCAAGGACAUGGUGGCCGUCGAGUGUGGAUGCGCAUGAUCUUCUGCCGGCGAGUCAUAAUAUUAUGACCUCACUCAAUACAGAGUGUUGUAUGUCGCUGGGCCUGGCGAAGUAGGCCAGAAAUAAUAGAUGUCACGACUCACACAAUAACAGCAACAGAUGCAGCUAUGUUGCUUGGCCAGUUGGCACAAACAGUGGACGGGGAGCUGCUGCCCUGGCGUGCGCCAGAUCAGACCCAUUCUCCGCCUUUUUUUUCUUUCAAUUGAGACUAAUGUACUUUCUUAUAUCUUGCUCAUACUUAUUGUUCAGUUAGUUCCCAUAAUGGCAUGCAGCAUGCACGGUAUGAUCUGUGCUGGCCAUUUCACUAGCCGUGAAACAAGAAUGAGUACUGUACUGGUUUGUACACACAUUAAUUUAGUAGAACAAAACAAUAUGCCAUGAUUGUAGCCUUCAACACCAAUGAUAUAAUAAUUAUCAUAGCUUGCGGCUUGUAGCGGAUCCUGUUUCCCUACUGAGAGAUUUACUUAUUAUUCUAGUAACACCUAUGGGAGGAAGCAUGGGCACAGGAAACAUUGUAACUGGUAAUCACAAACUCCAUUGGAGCAAUAACGCUUGCUGAAUACUGAAAUACAUUCAUAAUAAUUAUACACAAUGCCAUGUACAGCAUCUGCCUAACUCGAGCUCUAUAAGUAUUACUGUCUGCAGAAUCCAAGGUACUAUCAUGAUGAUUAUUUCAAACAACUGGACAGGACAAAUAGAGUAACCAUCCCUGCUCAAAAGCACUGUGCACAUUGUACAGAUGUACGAAGCAAAAUGCUGUGCAGAGCCCACCACCCGCCUCAAGACACGCACAUCCACACACACACAGACACACACACACACACACAUGCACACACAUACACACACGCACACACAUGCACACAC